AUGGGGUCGUGGGCGGUGGCGCUCGUCGCCAUCUUCAUGGUGGCGGUGGUCACGGAAGCGUCGCUUGUCAUCCCCCGUGUGGGCCUGAUUAAAAAUGACAUGUAUGACCAAGCUCUUCACGAUAUCAAUGCCACCAUGUCUCUUCUUGGCGCCACAGCCGUCUACGUCACUGGUUCAGCGCCUGAAAUUCAAGAAUAUGCUCGACUCGGCAAGAUCGAUUUGGCCUUUACGCCCAGCCACAUCUUUGGUUGUCUGUCGGCCGAGGUUGAAGCCGCACCCAUUUGUUCCAUCGUUCGCCGUUACAACUCCGUCGAUGUUUCAAUGGCUGGAGGUGUCAUCUUUACCAAGUAUGGCAGCGACAUUUCAUCUCUAGACGACAUCCCUGGCAAGAUUAUCGCAGCCGUUGGCCGCGACUCUCUUUUCGGCUAUGCUGCCCAGCGUCACGAACUCCGUCGUCACGGCAUUGAGAUAGUCACAAGCUGCCCUCAGAUUAUAUUCGCGGGAAAUAAUUACCGAGUGGUUUUUGAUGUUUUGAACGGGGUUGCUGAUGUCGGCUUCGUGCAGAGCGGCGUCAUCGAAGCAAUGACUACGCUGGGCAUCAUAUUCGUCGCGGACGUCAAGUUUCUCAAUGAAUACAACCACUACAACAAGCUUGGUGUGGCGUUCCCGUUUCGUUCCUCCACGAAUCUUUACAGCGGCGCGUCUUCCAUCAGCUACUGGCGCACGCCCCUUUCUACCGUCAAGGUCGUGGACAUGCUGCGAGAAUUGUCGUUACUGAAAAGCUCAGACGACGGUACAUUGCAAUGCGGCAACAUGGGCGCUGAGCUGGAGCAUUUUGUGUGUCCCGAAGGUUUCAAGCGCAAAGCAGACAUUUCAUGCGACAACACCAAGGGGUACAGCUGCCCCACGGCCGAGAACGUGAGCUACCAGUGCCUUUGCACGCCAUGUGUACCUGUCUGUCAAGCCAACGAGAUUUACAGCGAUGGAUCCUGCGACUGCGACUCGGGUUAUGUCAUGUCCGGUGGAGCAUGUGUGCCCUUUGGUAUCCUCAUUGCCCAAGUUUUGGUGCCCGUGAUCAUUGUUGUCAUUCUCCUGAUUCUCUACAACAAUCAUCGUCAACGCCUCAAAACGGACGGCAUUUGGCAAAUCGACGCCAAAGAUAUCAUCCUUGAUCACCCUCCGGAGGUUUUGGGAUCAGGCUCCUUUGGUGUGGUGCUGGCAGCCAAAUAUCGUGGCCAAGCCGUUGCAGUCAAGCGAGCAUAUGUCAGCAAGCACGGCAAGAACCUUAGCAAGAGCAAGUCAUCAAGCAGACAAGGUCACGCAACAGCGAGCAACACUUUUCAGCUCACCAUGGGCAAGAAUACGAUGAAGCAAAAAGAGCAGCUUGCCCGAGAUCGCAUGCGCGCCUUCUUCGUUGAAGCCGAGGCAGCCGUUGCCAACACGGGGGCCAACCAUGCAUCCAGCUCCAAAUCGGGCCGCACCGUCAAUGGCACCGAGGUGCCUUGGUGGGACAAGUUGUUUGGUCCAUCAGCCGAGACGCGUGCGCGCCGCCAGCUCUUCCGCGAGAUGCGUUUACUCAGCCGUAUGCAACACGACAGCAUUUGUCGAAUGCUGGGCGCUGUCAUUGAGUCUGGUAUGGAGCCUCUUAUGGUGUUAGAGUACAUGGAGAUGGGCUCGCUCUACAACAUGCUGCACAAUGAAGCCAUGGAACUGGACGAUGAAUUUCGCUAUAACGCCUUGCAUGAUAUCACCAAUGGCAUGCGCUAUCUGCACAACUCCGACUUGGUCCAUGGUGACCUGAAGGCUUUGAAUUGCUUGGUAGAUAGCAAGUUUCAUGUCAAGGUGUCCGACUUUGGCAUGGCAGGGUUUGCUUCAGAACAUAGUCAGCGCGGUGGCACUCUCGCCUGGAUGGCACCCGAGCUACUUCGGGGUGAUUCUUGCAGCUUUGCCAGUGAUGUCUACAGCUUUGGCAUUGUCAUGUUUGAAAUAUUUUCUCGCGAGGACCCCUACGAGGAUUUGAAUUAUGAUACAGCAAUGUUGGUGCAAAACAUUCUUGGUCGCAAGUUGCGACCCACAGCUCCUGCCAACAUGCCAUCGGAACUGGCCGUUCUCAUGAGUGAAGCGCUGUCCGCUGAUCCUGACACGCGACCGACGUUUGUGGAGUUGCUCCGGCGCAUUGAGCCGAUGGAGGGGAAGAUGAAGGCCAACUCGCGCAAGGGCGGGUUCCAGGACAACGCGUUGUUGGAGCAGGUGUUUCCCAAGCACAUUGCGGCGGCGCUGCGCGAGGGUCGCACAGUUGAGCCGGAGCACCAUGCCGAGGUGACCAUCUUCUUCUCGGACAUUUGUGGCUUUACGGACAUGAGCGCUACGCUGGAGCCGGUGCAGGUGUCCAACAUGCUGGAUCGCCUGUACACGGUGUUUGACAAGCUGUGCGACAAGCACGGGCUGUACAAGAUUGAGACGAUUGGGGAUGCGUACAUGUGCGUGGGCAACCUGUUUACGCCCCAGCCGGAUCAUGCGGCGCGUGUGGCACGAUUUGCGAUGGAUGCGCUGGCGGGAGCCAAUGCGAUUCCGAUCCUGGAGGACAAACCGGAUGGUGACCACAUCAACAUUCGUGUGGGCUUCCACAGCGGACCCGUUGUAAGCAAUGUGGUGGGGACGCUGACGCCGCGAUUCUGCCUGUUUGGAUCGACAGUGAAUUGUGCGUCGCGAAUGGAGAGCAACAGUGUGCGGAACUGCAUUCACAUGUCACCGGAGGCGGCGGCGCUGGUGCAGAAGCAAGAUGUGUCGCUGAAUGUGAUACGUCGUGAUCCUGUUGUGACGAUCAAGGGCCUGGGCAAGAUGCAGACGUACUGGCUUGGGCACCCUCCCAAGUCUGACGAUGUGGAGGCCACGGCAAAGAUGCCACGCACUAAAUCCCGCGUCAGUGCGCGAUCUGGCCGCACCUCCCGAGGAUCAUUUCUGCGCGACUUUCCCCUCCUGCCCGCGCCAUCGUUGAGUGGUCUUGACAACACAGACGCUUCUUCCUCUCACGUCAUGUUCGAUCAAGUUGCUAUCGACAUGGCGCUUGGUUCUUCCCCAGAUGAGGCCGAGGGUGAUGAUGCGGACAACACUGUUCUAAAUGCUGCAGCCACCAAAUCGUCCUCGAUCCGUGACCUUUGUGACAGUGGGCAUCCCAGCGAGGGAGCCUACCUUGAGAAGCAUUUGCCUCCCAUCUUUGAGCCUACUCAAGAUUCUUGUGUUUAAUGCAUAUCGGUGUUGCUACUGACUCGCCGUUCAUCCGCAGUCGUAGCUUUUGUACCUUGUUUGCUUUCACUGAAUGUGUCUUUUUUAUAUCGGUUUAAUUGACAACCUGAAGAAC
Messenger RNA from Monosiga brevicollis MX1, 3361 nucleotides. RefSeq lists its product as uncharacterized. Gene Ontology annotation, molecular function: guanylate cyclase activity; ATP binding; protein kinase activity. The transcript is spliced from 12 exons. NCBI's taxonomy places the organism in Eukaryota, Choanoflagellata, Craspedida, Salpingoecidae. The record is from RefSeq and is a predicted model, not a curated record. The coding region runs from base 1 to 3246 and encodes 1081 amino acids. Gene Ontology annotation, biological process: cGMP biosynthetic process; receptor guanylyl cyclase signaling pathway; intracellular signal transduction.